GUGUGAAUUGUUCCCUUGAAUUAUAGCGGUUGAAGAAAUAACCAUUAUAAAGUUGGUUACAAAGUAUUGUUAAAAUAUAGGUAAACAUGAUAGGAAAGAUUAUAUACGGGUGCUGCUGGAGUUAGCUAAAAUAUAGAGGAGGAGUCAUUUUAGGGGAGUCCCCUACAGAAAGAUAUAGGGGAAAAAAUAUAGGGGUCCUGCUGGACUUGCUCAAAUAACCUAUUUUGGCUGUGUGGCAGUCAGAGAGCAAUGAAAUUCUUUUUUAUCUAUAAAAAAAUGUAUUUGCAAUCAUGUCCUCGAGAGCCAAUACAUACGUAUCUUAUGCACAGGGCACCUUAGCUAAAUGAUUUCAUGAAACCCACUGACUUAGUGUGAACAAGUUUUAAACGAUGAUUCAUGGUAAAAAAAAAUUGUAGGCUGCUCUGAUGUGGGAGCACUAGACAGUCAGUGGUUAUGAACUGAGAGAGAAAGGUUACAAUGGUAACGUGGUGUUGUCUUCUAUUUGCUUUAUUGGUGCAGCUUAAUGAGAAUGUGUGAUCGUUUUGACAACUUGUUUUAUAGGUGUCACUGACAUUGCAGAAUAGCACUAUUUGUUUUGCCUAUGAGCUCCUAAGAUACUAUGAGCACUGCUAGUGUUUGGCCAACGUCUUGAGUUUUAGUGUAGUACAAGAUGAGGAGAAAUUUUAAUGUUGAAUACUUUCUUUAAUGUUUUAGUGACAACAUGAGGAGAAAUUUCAAUGUUGAAUACUAUCUUUAAUGUUUUAGUGGCAAAGAUUGUUUAUUUUUUCUCAUAGAUUCUUGAUCACAAUAGGUUUAUUCACCAUACUGAAGUAUUCCCUCUUUUUCGAAUUAGUUGACUAGGCUUUGGUCAGAUUUGGUCUAGAUACACAUGUAUCUAGAUGCAUUUCAGAGUAUAGAUUUCGUUUAUUUUGGAAAAAAGCUGCGUCAACUAAUUUGGAAGGGAGGAAAUAUUAAUUAUACGCUUUAGUUUCUACAUUCUGAAUGUGCCAAAACUGUGCUGCUUAGUUUGGUGCACUACAAUGGAGAUUGACAGUCUAAGAGAGGCCUUUGACCGAGUUGUCGAAAAGCGUACCUUAUCUUCUACCAAAGUUCAGGAAGCUAUUGAUCAAAUAGUGAAUGAAGUUACACAGGCAAUAACGAAAAUGCAGAUGAUGAAUACAGAUUCCAUGGAAAGUUGUGACCAUUCACACAUCCUUGCAGAACUGAAGGCCAAGCUGAACGAAGUGGCGCCAUUGAACCAGCUCGAAGGCUGUCAAAAGGAAUUGAAUGUUGCUCUGAGCAAAUAUCUCAAGCUCCUUGAAAAGUCUUUUAAUCCAGAUAUAUCAAAGGCAUAUAGAAAUGUGGAUUUUGAGGCUUCCACAAUAAACAACAUAAUAGCAAAUCAGUUCUACCGCCAGGGCCUCUUUGAUCUCGGAGACUCCUUUGUCCAUGAGUGUGGUGAGUCAGAUGGGUCUUACCUGAAAUCAUCGUUUCAAGAGAUGUAUGGAAUUCUUGAAGCAAUGAAAGCCAGAAACCUUGAGCCUGCACUCAGCUGGGCUGCCAAGAACCAUGAUCAGCUGUUGCAGAAUAGCUCGAUGCUUGAGCUGAAGCUCCAUUCUCUUCAGUUUGUUGAGAUACUUACUAAUAAAGGAAGUAAAGACGAGGCUUUGCAAUAUGCAAGGACUCACCUGGGGCCCUUUGCCUUCAUGCACGAGGCGGAGAUCCCAAGGCUGAUGGCUUGCCUUAUCUGGGAUCGGCUUGAUCAGUCCCCAUAUGCCGAGUUCGUGUCAUCAACGCAAUGGGAGAAGCUAUCUGAGGAGCUAAUCCAUCAGUUCUGCAGCAUCUUGGGACAGUCCAGCGAUAGCCCACUUAAUGUAGCUAUAUCAGCUGGUUUUCAAGGACUGCCGACCUUGUUGAAGCUAACCAUGGUAAUGGCUGCCAAAAAACAGGAGUGGCAGGCCAUGAAACAGCUUCCUGUCCCUAUAGACAUUGGACCCGAGUUCCAGUACCACUCUGUGUUUGUAUGCCCAGUGCUGAGAGAGCAGUCAAGUGACGAGAACCCUCCGAUGCUGAUGCCCUGUGGACACGCUGUAUCGAAGCAAUCGAUCAUGAAGCUAUCAAAGAGCAGCUCCAGAACUUUCAAGUGCCCUUACUGCCCCUCUGAGGCGGUAGCUUCGCAGUGCAAGCAGCUUCAUUUCUAGAUUGUUUCAUCUUUUCCAGAUCAAAAUCUGUUAUACAAGUGGUUUCUUCAUGUUUUCUGUUCAACCCAUCCAAUAACUUUCCUGUAAUAUAGCCUUGUAUCUUUAUUGAAUUCUGGAUGUUAAUCUGUACAGUAGCAAAUCCCAAUCUGUUGCUAAAAUAUCAACUGAACACAAAAAUAAGUUUCAUCAUGUCAUUUUAAA
Lolium rigidum is the source of this 2402-nucleotide messenger RNA. RefSeq names its product protein RMD5 homolog. Gene Ontology annotation, molecular function: ubiquitin protein ligase activity. The transcript is spliced from 2 exons. Lineage: Eukaryota; Viridiplantae; Streptophyta; Magnoliopsida; Poales; Poaceae. The coding region runs from base 1041 to 2201 and encodes 386 amino acids. The record is from RefSeq and is a predicted model, not a curated record. Gene Ontology annotation, cellular component: nucleus; GID complex; cytoplasm. Gene Ontology annotation, biological process: proteasome-mediated ubiquitin-dependent protein catabolic process.